This is a messenger RNA of Seriola aureovittata, 4031 nucleotides long. RefSeq names its product atlastin GTPase 1 (gene atl1). The transcript is spliced from 14 exons. Gene Ontology annotation, biological process: protein homooligomerization; endoplasmic reticulum organization. The coding region runs from base 300 to 1988 and encodes 562 amino acids. The record is from RefSeq and is a predicted model, not a curated record. Gene Ontology annotation, molecular function: GTPase activity; GTP binding. NCBI's taxonomy places the organism in Eukaryota, Metazoa, Chordata, Actinopteri, Carangiformes, Carangidae.
CAAUUGCAAAGGCCGUACUUGGCGGUGGCUCUUAUUUUGACACACCGAACAGCGAACCACAUUCAUUUUUUCCGCAUUAUUAAGCUGCUACUUCACAGCAAGAAGGGAACAACAGACAACAGCGCCACCUGGCUGCACAUGCGACCGCUGCAUCAGGCUAGGAAGAAAAGCUCCAUCAUCCUCCUGUGAUACGAGCAUCGUUUCGGCGGAGAUAGGGCAUCCUCCCCACCCCCGACACUCAUGACUACCGACUAGGGUCGCUCAUUAACGGACAAAUAGAGGGAUAUAAGGACAGUAUUAUGUCGAAGCACCGCAAAGACAGAGACAGCUGGGGUGAGUGGUCCCUCAGUGACAAAAAUGUCUACGACUGGAGCUCAGAGGAGGAGGAGCCGGAUGGACGAGCCCGGCCCGUCCAGGUGCUGCUGGUCAAAGACGACCACACCUUCGAGCUGGACGAGGCGGCGCUGAGUCGCAUCCUGCUGGCCGAGGAGGUCAGAGACCGCGACGUGGUGGCCAUCUCUGUGGCUGGGGCUUUCCGCAAGGGCAAGUCCUUCCUCAUGGACUUCAUGCUGCGUUACAUGUACAACCAUGCCUCUGAUGUCUGGCUCGGGGAAGCAGACGAGCCUCUGACCGGCUUCUCCUGGAGGGGGGGCUCCGAGAGGGAGACCACUGGGAUCCAGAUCUGGAGUGAGGUCUUUCUGGUGGACAAGCCAGAUGGAAGAAAGGUUGCUGUAUUGCUAAUGGACACACAAGGCACGUUUGACAGCCAGUCGACGCUGAGGGAUUCUGCCACUGUUUUCGCUCUGAGCACCAUGAUAAGCUCCAUGCAGGUUUACAAUAUCUCACAGAAUGUACAAGAGGACGACCUUCAGCACUUGCAGCUUUUCACUGAGUAUGGCAGACUAGCAAUGGAGGAGACUUUCCUCAAACCAUUCCAGUCCAUGAUUUUCCUCGUUCGAGACUGGAGUUUUCCGUACGAGUUUCCCUACGGACAAGAAGGAGGCAUGAAGUUCCUGGAGAAGAGACUGAAGAUCUCAGAGAACCAGCACGAAGAGCUGCAGAACGUGCGUAAACACAUCCACUCCUGCUUCACCAACAUCUCCUGUUUCCUGAUGCCUCACCCCGGCCUCAAGGUGGCCACUAACCCGCACUUUGAUGGAAGAAUUAAAGAAAUCGAUGGCGAGUUCAUAAACAACCUGAAGGUUCUGGUCCCGUGGCUCCUCAGUCCUCGUAACAUCGACGUGAAGGAGAUCAACGGCAGCAAAAUCACCUGCAGAGGCCUGGUGGAGUACUUCAAGGCAUACAUCAAAAUUUACCAAGGCGAGGAGCUGCCGCAUCCAAAAUCCAUGCUACAGGCCACAGCAGAGGCGAAUAACUUGGCAGCGGUCGCAGCCGCAAAAGAUCUGUACAACAAGAAAAUGGAGGAGGUCUGUGGUGGUGAUCGGCCCUUCCUGGCCCCCAGCGAGCUCCAGGCCCGACACAGCGUCAUCAGGGAGGAGGCCCUGCAGGUGUUUCGGGGGGUGAAGAAGAUGGGAGGCGAGGAGUUCAGCCGCCGCUACCUGCAGCAGCUGGAGGGCGAGAUCGACGAGGUCUUUGUCCAGUACAUCAAGCACAAUGACUCCAAGAACAUUUUCCACGCAGCCCGCACGCCGGCCACCCUGUUCGUGGUCAUCUUUGUCAUGUAUGUGGCCGCGGGCAUCACGGGCUUUGUGGGCGUGGACAUCAUAGCCAGCUUGUGCAACAUGAUCCUGGGUCUGGCACUGAUCACUCUCUGCACCUGGGCCUACAUCCGGUACUCCGGGGAAUACCGAGAACUCGGCGCCGUCAUCGACCAGGUGGCUGGUGCACUGUGGGACCAGGGGAGCACAAAUGAGGCUCUCUACAAGCUGUAUAAUGUAGCGGCCAAUCACAGGCACCUGUAUCACCACGCCUUCCCCGGGCCUCAGGUGGAGGAGGUUGCCGAGGAGCAGGACAAGAAGAGGGACUGAUUAGAUAGAGACAAGAACACAGCAGAGACUUCCUGGUGAUGGACGGGGUAGGAGGGAGGGGGGGGGGGGGGGGGGGGGGGGGGAGGAACAUCCUCACCCAUCAGGCACUCUUUUAUUCUGGUAUUGGCGCUGCCCCACCGAUACAUUCACUACUUUAAACCUAAUAACGGAUUGUAUAAUGUUCAUGUAUAGGCACCUCUUCAGUCAGUGGGUGCGUGCUUUCAAGCGAUGGAUGCCAUGAAUCAUUGUCUCUCACUUUUUUUGUCUGUGGAAAAAAAAAAAAAAGAAAAAAAAUGAACACCUGUACAGACACUGUAGGCGCUCUGCCAGAGGAGACCUCGGCAUAUCCAACCUCCAGUCAGCUGUUUUAUUUCAUAUCAGACGGGUUUUUCUCACAUCAUCCCUGUGAAACCGCCCCCAUUUGUGACAAUUGUUCUGUUCUUUGAAGUUUAGUGCUGUUUAUAAGAAACAAUAUCUAGGAUCUGCGAUGUUUGAAAGCCAAAAUAUGUACUGUAUGUUAAAUAAUGAAGCGUUACGAGCAUCAUCAGCAUGGUAAAUGGUUAAUGUCCGUCAUCUUUAAGCUCUAAAACCAGGUAUACUUUAUAAAAAAAAAAAAAUUGAGUUUUAAUGGUUGUGACAAAAGUGGUAUUGUGCCAUAACAUGUAAAAAUGAUUUCACAUCCUCUGCAGCCUGGCUACAUGCAGACACUUAAUGGCACAGUUAUUAGUUGUAAACGGUAUAUUUUGUUCUGUUUUUGGAGGUUUACAGCGUUCUGGAUCAGGGAGCAGCUUCGUGCUGGCAUGUGCUUUGAAAUAACAGCACCGGGUGGAAAGACAAAUACGCAACACACACACACACAGUUAAUAACAGUUUAAAGUUUACACAACAUAGCUGACAUUAUCUCUCACUUUAUAGUCUUGCUUGCAGUUUUGUAAUUACGCAGCGUCCCGGUGAUCCUCUAUAUGUGUGUGUUUGGCCUUUUGAGGUUGAAGGGAAAGAGUGUGUUUAGUUUCCAUUGUGAUGUAGAGGUGGUGGGUGAAACCAUUGUUGUGUUUUCUCACUGAAUGUUCGAGCAAAUCCGAGGAAUGUAGCUUUAUUCUGCGGCCACCGAGGAAACAGAGCUAGAUGUUAUUAGGCGGGGCGACAGGCCUGCUCUGGAAAAGGAUCCUCAUUCCACAUCUCUUUCAUCAUCUUCACACACUUAAGUUGAAUCAUCUGUGAGAAACUGCUGCACGCCGAAAGAGGCCAGGGCCCCCGACUUUUUGUGUUUUCCAAAGCAGCUUGCAUUUGUAAACAAAAGGCUUGUAUCGGUGACAGCACUUUUUGGUGUUUGAAUACUUUGGCUUAGUAGACUGUUACUGUACUUUUGUAGGAUUGUGGUUAUUGUUUUUAGCUCAUCGAAUAACCCUGAAUCACGGCACUGUAACACGUCUGCAUCACAUACAGCUGCAGCAUCGAAAUGUGUGUUUUUUUUUCUUCACCCCCUCCGUGUAGAUCUGGUCACCAACGGUACAGGAACACUGUCAUGCACAUUUAGCAAGUUUAUACUGAGGUUUGACCUCAAGGGUUGAAAAUUUAAAGGCACUGCAGCAGAGUGGCUUCUUGAGUCUUCCACAAUGUAUAAUCAACAUCAGUGAGGCCUUCACGCAAAGAACCAUCUACGUCCAGUUUAAGAUUCGAGAGGUUUUAAAAAUCCCAUUUCUUCGUGGCUGUGCUGUGUCCAUUCAAACAAGUCAGAAAAGUAGCAUUUGUUUACACUGCGUUGCUCCAAAUUAAUCAUGAAUUGAAGAUCUGUCAGAAAAGAGGAGGGGGAAAAAAAAAAGCAGAUGACUUUUCUUGGAUUUAAGAAUUCAUUCCUAAAACCGCCCUCAUCAACAUUCAAACCAACUCCGGAUAUCGUGGGAGCCUCAGUGUACUGAAAGGUCAAAUGAUUCAACCUCUUGGUGAGCUCUUCCAAGUCAGCACUGCUUAGUUUCAGCACACGCAUUGCAAAAUUUCAGUUACAAAGAAAUAAAUAAUAAAGUUGGACCAAAUUAAUGAAAA